Molecule: messenger RNA, 1195 nt
Organism: Tuber aestivum (summer truffle)
Lineage: Eukaryota; Fungi; Ascomycota; Pezizomycetes; Pezizales; Tuberaceae
Source: the annotation of a GenBank genome assembly
ACACCUUAAGAGUUCACGAACAAUCCAAUGUCCGAAACCACCGACAAGCAAGAAAUCGUUACUGGAAGAUGCCACUGCCAAGCGGUCACAUACAGCUUUGCUUUUACCUGUCCAUUAACAGCACUGUACACUCAUGAGGCCUUUAUCAGACGUCAGACUGGAUUCCCUAUCAAUCUCUACAUUCCCAUGAACGCAGACUUGAACUUCCAGUUUCUACCCGACUCACCAACUCUGCAAUCCUUCAAAUCUGGCGAUAACACAGCGUUCUUCUGUAAGAGCUGCGGGACUACACUCUCUUUCACGAAUGGAAGCGGCAAAUUACCUUGCAUAUUGGCGCCGACUAUUGAACUGCUCCCAGGGAAACAAUUAAGCGACUAUUUACACCCCCGAGCACACAUAUAUUUGAGCGAGGCCGGAAGGGGAAUUGGAGGACUUGCGGGCAUCAUUGAGGAUGGGUUGCCUCAUUAUAUGGGAAACACAGGAAAAGCUCCCACCUGUGAGUCUCUGAUGGUGGCGGAGCAGCCGGUGGUGGGUCAGUCGCCGGGGAUGAACGAGAAUUACCAGAGUGGUCCGGACGUUCUAGACGGCCACUGUUGUUGUGGGGCACUUCGCUUCUCUAUUGCAAGACCCCCAGAGGACUAUGAGAAUGACCCUAUUCUAAAGCGCUGGAUAAAGCCGUAGGUGGCAUUACCCAAUACAAAUAGCGCAGCUAACAUCUAUUACCUCCUCUUAGUGGUAGGAAGUUCGCAGCCUCCUUUUGCUUCUGCACUUCCUGCAGAGCCGUUUCCGGAGCUCCGCUCUUCGGUUGGUGCUUUACUCCAACAAAGCUGCUCGACAUAUCUCCACUAAGCAUACCGAGUCUAGCGGUUUACAAAUCUAGUGACAAAAGCACACGCCGGUUUUGCGCUUCAUGUGGCGCUACAGCAUUCUUUGCCUUAGACUCCCUAAAUAAUGAGAUGUGGGACAUUGCCAUUGGGUUACUACCCCUGGGGGAGCUAGAGAGCGGGGACUGGUGUAUUUGGAAAUACGAUGGAGGGGAUCAGUUCGUUGAUAGCUACAUUCACGGAUGGAAGGACGGCACCCUAAGUUAUGAGUGUGAUGGAGAGAACUAUUUCAAGGGCCUAGUUGAGCAGGUCAGAUCUAGUCGGAGCAAUUCUGGGCUUGUAAACUAAGGGAAAUCAGGGCCGCUAGGGGG